Amborella trichopoda is the source of this 1466-nucleotide messenger RNA. Its product is annotated as peroxidase N1. NCBI's taxonomy places the organism in Eukaryota, Viridiplantae, Streptophyta, Magnoliopsida, Amborellales, Amborellaceae. Gene Ontology annotation, molecular function: heme binding; peroxidase activity. The record is from RefSeq and is a predicted model, not a curated record. Gene Ontology annotation, biological process: response to oxidative stress; hydrogen peroxide catabolic process.
GGACAACACGUUUCUCUCGCUAACAAUCACCCCCUCUCUCUCUCUCUCUCCAGUCUCCACUAUAAUAAGCACACCCUCCAUCUUCUACUUACGUUCAAAAAACUACCUUCCCAUCUCUCUCACUCUCUCUCGUCAUGGCAUAUCAUGGGGAUUCAAUCUAUAAGCUCCUCUUACCCUUCCUUCUGGUAUUUGCUUAUGCCAUACCAACUCAAGGCCAGGGCACUAAAGUGGGUUUCUACUCAUCAUCGUGCUCACGUGUCGAGUCGAUUGUUCGAUCCGCUGUUGAGUCUCACUUCAAAUCAGACCCAUCAGUGGCUCCUGCUUUGCUGAGAAUGCACUUCCAUGACUGCUUUGUUCAGGGCUGCGAUGCCUCUGUUCUCAUCAAUGGUCCUUCAGCUGAGAGAAACGCACUGCCGAAUCUCUCUCUAAGAGGAUUCGAAGUGAUUGACGAUGCCAAGGCUCACCUUGAGGCUGCAUGUCCUGGUGUUGUUUCUUGUGCAGACAUUCUAGCUCUUGCCGCUCGUGAUUCCGUUGAUUUGACGAAGGGUUUGAGCUGGUCGGUGCCCCUGGGAAGGAGAGAUGGGUUGGUAUCCGCGGCUUCCGACGCAUCAAAUUUGCCAGGAUUCACAGACUCAGUGGAUGUGCAGAAACAAAAAUUCAUCGAAAAAGGCCUCAACACGCAUGACUUAGUCACUCUCGUUGGGGGUCACACAAUCGGCACAACAGAGUGUCAGUUUUUUCGAUACCGUCUCUACAACUUCACAACCGCCGGCAACGGAGCCGACCCAACGAUAAGCUCAUCAUUCGUCUCUCAACUGCAAACCCUGUGUCCAUUUGACGGAGACGGUACCAGAAGAGUGGCUCUAGACACCGGGAGUCAAAACACAUUCGAUGUGUCGUACUUCACUAACCUAAGAAACGGUCAGGGAAUACUGGAAUCUGAUCAAAGAUUGUUCACAGAUGAUUCCACUCGUACUUAUGUAAAGAAUUAUGCCGGAAUACUGAGAGGAGUGCUUGGACUAAGGUUUGGUGUAGAGUUUGGGCGCUCCAUGGUUAAGAUGAGCAACAUUGGUGUCAAAACUGGAACAGAGGGAGAGAUACGAAAGGUCUGCUCUUCCUUCAAUUAGGGUGAGUGGGUGAAUCUGGGCCGUUAGAUAAGGGUUUGGAGGGCGGCUAGGGGUGACCAGUAAGAUGCAUCAUUUGAUCGCAUAGGAUAAGGUCGGUGUACCAUGUGGUGAAUUAUUAAGAAUUAUUGGUGGGUUUUGUUGCUUCCCUUGCCAACAAAAAGGGGGCGGCCAGAGGUUGUCGUAGAUCUGAGGAAUCUACCAUUAAUUGAUAAUGUUGAGAAGUAACGUCGUUAUUAGCUGUGAAGAUCGUAUGGUAAAUCGACAAUUAAUUGUCUUCAAAUAAUAAAAUGCGCGGUUUGUACCAAAAAAAGUAAAGCGGUUUGUAUCAAAAAAAGUAAA